AUGGACUUCUCAUUCUUACGACUCCUCGCCAACACCUCGAGUGACUGGGUAGCUAUGGCUCGAUACAGUUGGCCGCAAGCAUUGCUUACUGUUUCGUCUCUCGCCUUUGCCCAGGAGACAUCAAAUGCAGCAGACGGCCUGGCAACGACAGCGUAUGGCAGCUCCACUGGCUCGGUGGCGUCUGCAACAGUGUCUGGCGCUACCAGUCUCUACUCUGUAGCCUUCACGGUGCCAGCUGCAGCUGACAUUGGGCCGAACAUUCUACCUAACAUCAAAGACCCCAACGCAAAGCAGGCUCAGGCCCUGUGUCCCGGAUACAAGGCCAGAAAUGUGACAAACACCGAGUAUGGCUUCACUGCUACCUUGGGCCUUGCUGGCGAGGCUUGCAAUGUCUAUGGUACCGACAUCGAGACUUUGUCUUUCGAGCUGGAUGUGCAGUCUGCGCAUAGGAUGCGCAUUUCCAUUCAGCCCGCCUAUCUCGACAGCAGCAAUAGCAGCCAGUACCUCCUCAGCGAAGAGAUUGUACCAGAACCUGAGCAAGAACAAGAUGGCCAGACAACAGAUCUGCAAUUCAGCUGGACCAACGAGCCUACGUUUGCAUUCACCGUACUGCGCAAGUCCACUGGAGAUGUGCUCUUUGACACGACGGGAUCAGUCCUCGUCUACGAAAACCAGUUCAUCGAAGUCGUCUCGCAAAUGCCAGAAGAAUACAACAUGUAUGGUAUGGGCGAACGAAUUCAUGGAUUACGAUUGGGCAACAACUUUACAGCGACUUUCUAUGCUGCUGAUGUUGGCGACCCUAUUGACGAGAACAUCUAUGGCGUGCACCCUUUCUACCUGGACACGAGAUACUACGAGGUAGACGAGCAGACUGGAGAGCACACUUUGGUCACAACUCAGAACACGACAUCGGACAACGACUACGUCGGCUACAGUCAUGGUGUCUUCUUGCGAAAUGCACAUGGUAUGGAAGCACUUAUGCUGCCCACAAACUUGACGUGGCGCUCGCUCGGUGGAAGCAUUGACCUGUUCAUCUUUGAUGGUCCGACGCAAGAUGCAGUGACGAAACAAUACCAGCUCGGCGCGAUUGGUCUUCCGGCCAAUCAGCCAUACUGGUCGUUUGGCUUCCACCAAUGCCGAUGGGGAUACAAGAACUGGACCGAGCUCCAAGCUGUGGUCAACACUUACCGCGACUUUGACAUCCCCUUGGAAACAGUCUGGACCGACAUCGAUUACAUGUUCCAGUACCGCGACUUUGAGAACGAUCCUAACACCUUCCCGUACCCAGCCGGCCAGGAAUUCCUCAGUCGACUACAUGCGAAUGGGCAACACUACGUUCCGAUCGUCGACUCUGCCAUCUACAUCCCGAAUCCGAAUAACGCAUCAGACAACUACUCCAUCUACACGGACGGCAAUGACCGUGGCGUGUUCUUGAACAACCCAGACGGCAGUCAGUACAUUGGAUCUGUAUGGCCUGGCUAUACUGUAUUCCCAGACUGGCACGCCGGUGAGGCCGUUCCGUGGUGGACUGACUCCAUGUUGGCACAUCAUAAGAACGUGCCUUGGGAUGGCAUAUGGAUCGAUAUGUCCGAAGUCAGCUCUUUCUGUAUCGGAAGCUGUGGAUCCGGGAAUCUCAGUCUGAACCCCGUGCACCCGCCGUUUGGACUGCCAGGAGAGGAGGGAAGCAAGAUCUUCACAUACCCAGAGGGCUUCAACUUGACCAAUGCGACCGAAGCAUCAGCAGCCGCCUCGCUAUCUUCAUCUCAGGCAUCUGCUGUGGCCGCUGCGACACCAGCCGGUUCUGCCACCACGGCAUAUUUCCAAGCACCUGCCAUCACACCAGAGGUGCGAAAUGUCAAUCAGCCACCGUACGCUAUCAACAAUGUCCAAGGCGACUUGGCUGUACACGCUGUCAGCCCGAACGCGACUCACGUUGACGGCGUCGAAGAGUAUGAUGUUCACAGUCUUUUCGGGCACCAGAUCUUGAAUGCCACCUAUCAAGCCUUGCUUGCAGUCUUCCCAGAGAAGCGACCGUUCAUUAUCGGAAGAAGUACCUUCGCCGGCUCUGGUAAGUAUGCAGGCCACUGGGGUGGUGACAACACGAGUCUGUUUGCGUACAUGUACUUCAGCAUCUCGCAAGCGCUGAACUUUGCGCUCUUCGGUAUCCCGAUGUUCGGCGUCGACACCUGUGGUUUUAAUGGUAACUCAGAUGAGGAGCUGUGCAAUCGAUGGAUGCAGCUGAGCGCUUUCUUCCCUUUCUACAGAAAUCACAACACUCUGUCGGCAAAUUCCCAGGAGGCAUACGUCUGGGCAUCUGUGGCCGAAGCAUCUCGAAAGGCAAUGGCCAUUCGCUACUCGCUUCUGCCAUACAUGUACACCCUCUUCUACCUAGCACACUCCACCGGAAGUAUCGUGAUGCGAGCUCUAUCCUGGGAGUUCCCGAACGACCCAAGCUUGGCUUCACUCGACACCCAAUUCCUCCUUGGCCCGGCCAUUCUAGUCUCACCUGCUCUUGGCCAAGGACAGACUGAAGUUGGCGCAAUCUUCCCUGGUGUGAAGCACGGAGAAGUCUGGUACGACUGGUACACCCAGGAGGCCGUCAAUGCGACAGCAGGCAAGAACAACACAUUAGCAGCUCCACUUGGCCACAUACCUGUGCACAUUCGUGGUGGGUACGUCCUGCCACAGCAAGAGGCUCUUUACACAACUGCAGAGUGCCGUAACAGCUCGUGGAGCCUGAUCGCGGCUCUUGACAAGGACGGCUCUGCUGCAGGUCAAAUCUACCUCGAUGAUGGUGUCAGUGUAUCUCCGCCAUCGACACUACUGGUUGAUUUGACAGCAUCAAACGGCACUUUAUAUGCUUCCUCCCGUGGACUAUACGAGGAUACCAACAGUCUGGCCAACGUGACAGUUCUUGGUGUUCAGAGCGAGCCGAGUUCAGUCAUUCUCAACGGCCAGACAAUCAGCAGUGGCGUUGCUUACAACAGCACGAGCAAAGUGCUUAGCGUGAAUGGCUUGCAGAACGCAACGAGCCAGGGCGCGUGGGCCAGCGACUGGACGUUGAAGUGGUCAUAG
Molecule: messenger RNA, 3075 nt
Organism: Fulvia fulva
Lineage: Eukaryota; Fungi; Ascomycota; Dothideomycetes; Mycosphaerellales; Mycosphaerellaceae
Product: Alpha-glucosidase
Exons: 4
Coding region: 1-3075 (1024 amino acids)
Biological process (GO): carbohydrate metabolic process
Molecular function (GO): hydrolase activity, hydrolyzing O-glycosyl compounds; carbohydrate binding
Source: RefSeq, a predicted model, not a curated record